CCACUUACCAUCAAGCCAUCCAUAAACACCUACAGUAUAGUACCUAGCUAGCUCGACUCCAUUAGAAAUCUCCGACAAAGCUCCGAAAGAGUAUACCCUGGAACCGGGGAGGGGAGAGGUGGGGAUGGGGGGCGGCAACCAGAAGUACUGCCCGGAUCCUCCCAUCCCAGCGCAUCCCUUCACCCUCGGCAAUCAAACAGCAAUCGGCAGUAAUCAAACAACAUGAAGAACAAGAACAAGAACAAGAACGAAAAGUCCCCAUGGCAAAAUAGUGUACGACGAUCGAUCGAUCGACCAAUCCAACCAUUCAUCCAUCCAAAACAAUCAAUCAGUCAGUCACUCAGUCAUAUUUGGGACAAUCUGAGCGAGCGAGCAAGCGAGCAGCAAGAGACAGAUGAUAGAGUUUCAGGGUUAUCCGUGGGAAAAGAUCAAUCGAUAAAUCCUCCUCCUGCACCUCCUCCCGUGUUUCCCUUCCCCCCUCCCCGCCGGCGGCGGCAAAUCCACUUUUUAUUUUGGGUUACUACAUGUAAUGUAGGUAGUUCGCCUCCAGAUAUUCGGUAGGUAGCUUGGUGGGUUAGGAAGGGAUGGGCUGGGGUUGGUUGUUCGGGGUUUGGGCGGAGAGGCAGGCUUAUGUGGAAUGGGAUGGAAUGGGAUGGG
This is a messenger RNA of Aspergillus fijiensis CBS 313.89, 657 nucleotides long. RefSeq lists its product as uncharacterized. The record is from RefSeq and is a predicted model, not a curated record. The coding region runs from base 223 to 561 and encodes 112 amino acids. Lineage: Eukaryota; Fungi; Ascomycota; Eurotiomycetes; Eurotiales; Aspergillaceae. The transcript is spliced from 3 exons.